UGGACUCUGAAAACCCCCCCACUCGCCUCCUAAUGAACAAAAUCCGCUCUUCUCUCUUCCAUUUCCUCAAACUCUGUGUUCUCUUCUUUCUUAGCUCCUCCAAGCCUAUUUCAUUCUGUACAGAUCGAAACCAAUAUAUCACCUCCUACCCAUUACCUUCUUCCUCGCAUUUCUUGCACUCGAGUGCUUCCUUUCAAAGCCUCUCCCAAUCUACAUAGUCGACUUCUCCUGCCUCAGGCCUCCAAUGCGGUACCGAGCCCCUUCAUCUGGUUUCCUUGAGAAUGCCACUGUACUAAAAAUAUUCGACGAGGCAAGUAUUUCUUUCAUGGCCAAAGUCAUGGCUGUGGGCGGAUACGGGGAAGAGACCUACCUCCCACCUCUAUUACACUACAUCCCACCGAGAACCCGAAACCAGGACUCUAUACAAGAAGCCCACAUGCUCUACUUCCCCGUCAUGGACGACCUCCUUAAUAAAACCAACAUCUCCCCUCUUGAGAUCGACAUCCUCAUCGUGAACUGCAGCGGCUUCUGCCCUGCCCCUUCUCUAUCCUCCAUCAUUGUCAAUCGAUACACCAUGCGGUCUGAUGUGAAGACCUUCAACCUCUCCGGUAUGGGGUGCAGCGCAGGCUCCAUAGGCAUUAAUGUGGCACGUAACCUCUUGCAAGUCCAUAAGAACUCUUACGCUGUGAUUGUAAGCGGUGAGAUCAUCUCGACGGGUUGGUAUUCGGGUAAAGAUCGGAGUAAACUUCUCCUCAACUGCUCCUUCCGCAUGGGAAGCUCGGCCGUCUUGCUUACUAAUCGAAAGGCAGCAAAGGAGACAUCGAAAUACAAGAUUAUGCAUGUGGUAAGAACGCAAACAGCUUCUGACGACAAGGCCUACAAUGCUGCAAUCCGCAAAGAGGAUUCCGAAGGUAUAACUGGCUUCUCCCUUGACCGGCAAUUGUUUCAGUCAGUCGCCGAGUCACUCCACGCGAAUAUCACUGCUCUCGGUGCAGUAGUUCUGCCGCUUCAUGAGAAGAUCUGUUAUGUUGUGGUGUCUUUGCUGAAGAAAGACGUCUACAUACCUAAUUUCGGGUCCGUGGUACAGCAUUACUGUUUACCGUCGUCUGGGUUGGGGUUGAUAAGAGAGAUAGGGAAGGGAUUGAAGCUGAAAGGGAAGGAGACAGAGGGGGCGGCGGUGACAUUGCACCGGUUCGGGAACCUGUCAGCGGCUUCUUGGUGGUAUCAGAUGGCUUACAUUGAAGCUAAGGAAAGGGUAAAGAAGGGAGACAGAGUCUGGCAGUUGUGGAUGGGCAGUGGGAUCAAAUGUGCUAGUGUUGUGCUUGAAUGCCUGAGGAGUUUGGACGGUGAUGAUGAGAAGAAGAAGGGGCCUUGGUUUGACUGUGUUGACCCGCUACCCGAUUGCUGACGUCGAUACUUAGCUUUUGUUGCAAAUGUGUUUGUGGAUGUUAGAAGCAUGUUCCCAAAAUUAGGGUCAACGGUUGUGGAUAUGUUUGAAAAGUUUUAUCUUCAAUAUACUGGGGUUUCAUUAUGGCAAGAUCGCCCAAUUGUUUGGUUAUCCAUAGCAUUGGUAUUUUGGGUCCCACCAUGGAUGGACCAUGGUGCCGAAAUCUUCUAUAUUGGAAGAUCCUAGCUGGCAAUCUUGGCCUCUUUAUAGGCCAUUGGUCUUGAUCAUCGGGUCAAGUGUCGCAUAACCUCUAUCUGCUGUGUUUUGUUCCUUUCUUUAAAAUUAUUUAUACAUUGCUAAAGUCUGAUUGUUAGGCACUUCAAAAUUAUAAACUUCUCAUGCAUUACUCAAAUUAAACCUCAUAAAUUUGUGGAACACUGGAUAAGUCAUAACCAAAAACUCAUAUGCAUUGAGAGAUGUUAUACUCUGUGUUUAUACUUUAGGCUUGCUUUCUCU
Messenger RNA from Magnolia sinica, 1903 nucleotides. Its product is annotated as 3-ketoacyl-CoA synthase 6-like. Gene Ontology annotation, cellular component: membrane. NCBI's taxonomy places the organism in Eukaryota, Viridiplantae, Streptophyta, Magnoliopsida, Magnoliales, Magnoliaceae. Gene Ontology annotation, molecular function: acyltransferase activity, transferring groups other than amino-acyl groups. The coding region runs from base 245 to 1408 and encodes 387 amino acids. Gene Ontology annotation, biological process: fatty acid biosynthetic process. The transcript has a single exon. The record is from RefSeq and is a predicted model, not a curated record.